Tupaia belangeri chinensis (Chinese tree shrew) is the source of this 2620-nucleotide messenger RNA. RefSeq names its product zinc finger protein 18 (gene ZNF18). Lineage: Eukaryota; Metazoa; Chordata; Mammalia; Scandentia; Tupaiidae. Gene Ontology annotation, molecular function: RNA polymerase II cis-regulatory region sequence-specific DNA binding; DNA-binding transcription factor activity, RNA polymerase II-specific. The transcript is spliced from 8 exons. Gene Ontology annotation, biological process: regulation of transcription by RNA polymerase II. Bases 402 to 2045 code for a protein of 547 amino acids. The record is from RefSeq and is a predicted model, not a curated record.
CCGAGGUGAGAGCCCAGGCUGGGUGGGCCUCUCUGCUGGUCUUCCGGGGUCAGACCUGAGGCCUCCAGGGUCCGCGCGGGAUUCGAUCGGGACCCCGGGCUGAAAUGAGUCUCGGGGAGACGUAGCCCUCUAGGAGGAUGCCUGGAGUCUCUCAUCAGGGUGCUGUCGGUGUUUGGGGAUGCCGGUGAAGACUACAUCUCCGGUGGCCUGCUCUGCCCUGUCCUCCAGUCACUGAACGCCGGUAGCUCCCCCGACCGUGUGUAACAGUUCCAAAACGCCCCCACAAAUUACCCAAGCACUUGAUCUCAUUCCUUCUGCAUGUCCCCGUGAAGACCUAGUUCUCCCCGCGAGACAUCUGCACCCCAGACCCACUUCACCUGAAAGGACUUCCAAACCAGACAAUGCCCAUUGACGUGGGACAGGCCCCAGGCCUGCUGCCGCUGCUGGCAAAGACCGAGGAUUCCUUGUUCCCUGGACCAGAUGCUGUCCCACAAGGGGAUCCCUCUAGUCCGGAGACUGCACGCCAACUUUUCAGGCAGUUUCGUUAUCAGGUGAUGUCUGGGCCCCAUGAGACCCUGAGACAACUUCGAAAGCUCUGUUUCCAGUGGCUGCGACCAGAGGUUCACACCAAGGAGCAAAUCCUAGAGAUCCUCAUGCUGGAGCAGUUUCUGACCAUCCUGCCCGGGGAGAUCCAGAUGUGGGUGCGGAAACAGUGUCCAGGCAGUGGAGAGGAGGCAGUGACCCUUGUGGAGAGCUUGAAGGGAGAUCCCUGGAGACUCUGGCAGUGGAUCAGCAUCCAGGUGCUAGGACAGGAAAUCUCAUCUGAGAAGAUGGAGUCUCUAAGCAGCCAUGUGGGGAGUGUGGAGCCCCAUCUUGAAGUGGUGCCCCAGGAGUUGGGACUUCAGAACUCUCCUGGAGAGCUGCUGAGCCACGUUGUAAAAGAGGAGUCUGAUUUAGAACCGGAAUUAGCUCUGGCUACUUCCCAGCUUCCUGCCCAACCUGAGGAAAGGCUCAUCAGAGACCAGGACUUCGGAGCCUCACUUCUCCCAUCAGCACCUCAGCAGGAGCAGUGGAGACACCUGGAUUCCACUCAAAAGGAGCAGUACUGGGAUCUCAUGCUGGAGACCUAUGGGAAGAUGGUCUCAGGAGGCAUUUCCAAUUCCAAACCCAACUUGACUAAUUCAACAGAGUAUGGAGAAGAGCUGGCAGGAUUGCAUCUUCACAUCAGCGAGAAGAUUCCAAGACUCACCUGCAUAGGAGAUAGACAAGAAAACGACAAAGAAAAUCUGAACUUGGAAAAUCACAGGGACCAGGAACUCCUGGAUGCCUCCUGUCAAGCCUCAGGAGAGCCACCUGCUGAGGCUUCUUUGAGGGGUUUCUUCAGAGAAGAUGAGCCAGGAUGCUUUGAGGAAGGAGAGACUCCCCCUGAGGUUCUGGAAAACCUUCAGAGUGAGAGUAUAGGGGGUCAGCUCUCUCCUCAAGAAAGGACUUGUGGGAAACAACUAAGUCAGCCCUUGCCUAAUCCUGAUCCAGGAGAACUGUUUGCUCUGUGGCUUGAGGAGAAGAGAAAAGCCUCCCAGAAGGGCCAGUCAAGAGCCCCCAUGGCCCAAAAACGCCCCACCUGCAGAGAGUGUGGGAAAACCUUUUAUAGGAAUUCUCAGCUUGUUUUUCACCAAAGAACUCACACCGGAGAAACAUACUUUCAGUGUCCUACCUGCAAAAAGACCUUUCUGCGGAGUUCAGACUUGGUGAAACAUCAGAGAACUCACACAGGAGAGAAGCCCUGUAAAUGCGAUUACUGUGGGAAAGGCUUUAGUGACUUUUCAGGGUUGCGUCACCAUGAGAAAAUCCACACGGGAGAAAAGCCCUAUAAAUGUCCCAACUGUGAGAAAAGUUUUAUUCAAAGAUCAAACUUUAAUAGACAUCAGAGAGUUCACACAGGAGAGAAACCCUAUAAAUGUUCCCGUUGCGGGAAAAGUUUCAGCUGGAGCUCAAGCCUUGACAAACAUCAAAGGUCCCACUUAGGAAAGAAGUCUUUUAAAUAGCCAGGCUCUUUGCCCAUUCCUCUCUCCUGGUCCUUUUAAAGGACUCAGCUCUACCUGGAGGAGCUGCAUCUCUGGGAGGAGAUCCCUGUUUCAUGGAUUGCAGAGUUUUGGACUUGGAGGGGUUUUUGUCUAUUUGUUUUGCCCUCUGAUUAGAUUUCAUGAUGGUUUAAUUUCUUCCUUCUACUUCAGGAGAAGUAGUCUUCAUGUUUCAUCUCGUCUCUCCUUUUGGACCCCUUUGGGGAAAAGUCUGAAUUGGAGAUCCAGUUUGACUAGUGCUUUCUAGGAAGGACUUAACUGGAGUAGCUGCAACCACUCCUCAUGGAAGAACCUCAGAUUGACCCUUUAGAACUAAAGUUCUAGAACAGGCCUUCUUUUCCUUGCAGACAGGACAUGUAGAGGCCCAGUGAGUCCACAGGUGUUCUUUGUCAUACGGGUGAAAAAUGAACUUCAAAUGACUCUUGUUUGAAAAUAAACUUAGGUCCCUUCCUAUCUUAUUUGUGUCUGAGUUGUUUACUAUGUAUUUACUGUAACUCAAAGGACAUUAAAAAAAAACUGAGAGAAACAAGCACUCAACA